This is a messenger RNA of Striga hermonthica, 1977 nucleotides long. Lineage: Eukaryota; Viridiplantae; Streptophyta; Magnoliopsida; Lamiales; Orobanchaceae. The record is from the annotation of a GenBank genome assembly.
AUGGCUUUCAAGGAUGUGGCUGUCUGCUUUCUUCUGCUAUUUGCAUCAGAAUUCUUCGUAGGCAUAGCUAAUGCAGCCGAUCAAAACUUGGGCACGGUCAUCGGAAUCGACCUCGGGACGACAUAUUCGUGCGUGGGAGUUUACAAGAAUGGGAAGGUGGAGAUCAUAGCCAACGACCAAGGCAACCGAAUCACCCCUUCGUGGGUCGCAUUCACCGACACCGAACGUCUCAUCGGGGAAGCCGCCAAGAAUCAGGCGACCGUUAAUCCCGAACGCACUAUUUUCGAUGUCAAGCGAAUAAUCGGACGAAAGUUUGACGACCCGGAGGUGCAGAGGGACAUGAAAAUGUUGCCGUACAAGGUGGUGAACAAAAACGGGAAGCCUUAUAUCGAGGUGAAGGUGAAGGAUGGGGAGAUUAAGGUGUUCAGCCCCGAGGAAAUUAGCGCCAUGAUUCUUCAAAAGAUGAAGGAGACGGCAGAGUCGUUCUUGGGCAAGAAAAUCAAAAGUGCAGUUGUCACUGUACCGGCAUAUUUCAACGACGCUCAACGUCAGGCGACUAAGGACGCUGGCACGAUCGCGGGGCUCCAUGUUGCCCGCAUCAUAAACGAGCCAACAGCCGCCUCCCUAGCCUACGGCCUCGACAAGCAAUCGGAAGCUGCUAAGAACGUCCUCGUCUUCGACCUCGGUGGCGGGACCUUCGACGUGAGCGUCCUCAGCCUCGACGGUGGCGUGUUUGAGGUUCUGUCCACUAGCGGCGACACGCAUCUCGGCGGGGAGGACUUUGACCACCGCCUCAUGGACUACUUCGUCAAGCUUAUAAAAAAGAAGUACCAAAAGGACAUCUCAAAGGACAAGCGGGCACUCGGGAAGCUUCGUCGGGAGUGCGAGCGGGCCAAGCGGGCCCUCAGUAGUCAGCAUCAGGUGCGGGUCGAGAUCGAGUCGGUUUUCGAUGGGGUGGAUUUGUCGGAGGCGCUGACGAGGGCGAGGUUUGAGGAUAUGAAUGUGGAUUUGUUUAAGAAGACGAUGGGCCCUGUUAAGCGGGCCUUGGAGGAUGCGGGCUUGAAGAAGGGUGAUGUGGACGAGAUUGUGUUGGUCGGUGGGAGUACGAGGAUACCUAAGGUGCAGGAGAUGUUGAGAGAGUUUUUUAACGGUAAGGAGCCGUGUAGGGGAGUGAAUCCCGAUGAGGCGGUGGCGUAUGGGGCGGCUAUUCAGGGAGGAGUCCUCAGCGGCGAGGGUGGCGAGGAGACAGAGAAGGUUGUUGUGAUUGAUAGGACGCCGUUGAGUUUAGGUAUCGAGACGGUUGGUGGUGUGAUGACGAAGGUGAUCCCGAGAAACACAGUGAAACCAACAAAGAUGUCGAAGGUUUUCACUACUUAUCAAGACCAACAAGACACGGUCUCUAUUAAGGUUUACGAAGGCGAAAGGGCUUUGACGAAAGAUUGUCACGAGCUCGGGAGCUUUGAACUCAAAGGCAUUCCACCUGCUCCAAGGGGAGUGCCUCAGAUAGAAGUGACGUUUGAGGUGGAUGUGAACGGCAUUCUCCAAGUGACUGCACAAGACAAGGCGGCCAAGAAGUCCAAGUCCAUAACCAUCACCAACGACAAGGGCCGCUUGAGCGAACGAGAAAUUGAGGACAUGAUACGGGAGGCUGAGGAGUUUGCCGAGGAGGACAAAAAUGUUCGGGAGAAGAUCGAGGCUAAGAACAAGCUCGAGACCUACAUUUUCAACAUGCGGACCACGAUCCAGGACAAGUUUGCAGACAGCGUAGAGCCCGAGGACCGGGAGAAAAUCGAGAGCGCAUUAAGAGACGCGAAUGAGUGGCUGGACGAGAACCCGAGUGCCGAGAAGGACGAGUUGGAUGAGAAGAUGAAGGAGCUAGAGGAUUUGUGCAGUCCGAUUGUGAGAAGGGCGUAUGAGAAGAGUGGUGGGACUCGGGGCAGUGAUGGUGAAGACGAGGAUUCGCAUGAUGAGUUAUAA